AUGGCUGAAGCGUCUAAUAUCGAACAAACUAUGUAUUAUUCAUUUCGAUUUGGUAAAACCAAUAAAGUCGUUCACCUUGAUCAACAACAAUUACAGCAUUUUCCCUACCUUGUUGCUCUUGUCGAACGAUCACAAGAUUUCAUCUCAAACAAAAACCAGAAUGAUGAAUAUGUUCUGGAUAGCAACAUUCGUUAUCGAUGGUUUCUCCCUAUCAUUUGUUCGGUCACGCAAGAGCAACCGUCCCUUUUAUUUUCUAAACUUCCUUUGACUUGCAAUGUAUUAGGAAGUCUUCAAUUGUAUGAUUAUUUAUGCAUUAAACCACUUCCACUUCCUCGAUUCAAAGACGAUAAAUUAGUCCGAACUCACCCAACUGCUGCUGAUGAAAACGAGAAAUAUGUGAAGUUUGUACGUGCUAAUGUUGGUGAAACACGAAACCUAGCAGUCCAAUUUAUGAUGGCUAUCAGCAGAGAUGAGUACGAUCUAAAUGAUUUGGAAACGAAAGACGAAGUAUUUUCACUCAUUAUGAGUAUCUUCUCAAAUUCAAAGGUGUUCAACAUUAAGUUUCGCUCUCACACAUUGAAAAUCGUGAUGAAUUAUUGCUAUGCAUCGUUUUCCGAGGAACAGAAAAAAGAAAUACCAACUGUAAAGCGAAUCAAGCAGAUGAAAACAACGGAAUUCUGUGUCAAUAACAACGAAGCUCUUCCAGACGAUUUUCAAAACAAAUUUGCAUGGAAACUUGUCGAAAUAUCAAAGGAAGAAUAUGAUGCUAUCCAUGCAACACCUGAUAGUGAUUUUUAUUUUUCCUUUGACGAUUGGAGUCAAUCCGACGAUAUGGUCUGCUCAGGAUAUCCGUAUGAUUUAGAUUAUGAUGAAUGGGACAUGACGGAAACAUGCUGCACUUUCUAUGAGAAUCAUCCUUUUCUCAACAGCCGAAAUCCAUUUCGACAUCAUAUCGGUUUCAAUUGCUACACGGGUACCAGGUGUAUGUUUUAG
Messenger RNA from Adineta ricciae, 993 nucleotides. Lineage: Eukaryota; Metazoa; Rotifera; Eurotatoria; Adinetida; Adinetidae. The record is from the annotation of a GenBank genome assembly.